UUUAAAGUGAUUUUUUCCCGCGGUUAAGUUGUGCAUUACGUACGUCAUGAUGACGUACGUAACGCUGACCAAUGGGAUCAGCGUAGCGAUGUGGCAACUCCGCUCACGCUGCUUUAAAGUUAGACGACAUCGGUAUUUAGCCAUCUUGAAUUCUUGUUGGGUUAUGAUAGGUUAGGUUUAUUUAUGUUUGGUCGAUCUUAGUGUUAACGUUUUUUAAUUUGCUCUCAUUGAAGCUUAAAAUAAUUUAAAAAGUUAGUCGUUUCCAUUAUUUGACAUUGUUUGUUUAAAGACGGUGAGUAGAAUUGGCCGUUUAAUAUUUACCACUUACCAAAACCUUUUACAGCGACUUACAACUUAAAAUUGUGUAGGAAGAUUAUCUGGGAAAAUACGGCACAGAAUAAAUAGUCACAAUGGAAAGUGAAUAUGAGCAAGCUACUUCUACCAAUCUCCCUGUAGUUGAUGAUGUAAUGAUAGAUUUGUAUUAUCGAAGAAAUGUGAAUUUUCUGAUACCAGGUGUUGAAAAUGUGAAAACCGAACGUGGAGCUCGUGCAACUUACGGCGACGAUGCUGUUGGUUAUGUGCAGUUGAGACGACACGAUGAGAUUUGUACUGUCAAAGCUUUGAUUGCACCAGAACAUAAAGUUCGCCUAAAAGGCUAUGAAGUUUCAGUAACAAUAAAUGAGUCUGAACAAUGCAUAAUUGACUCAAAGUGUUAUGACUGUGCUGCAAGUGAAGGUGGUUGUAAACAUGGUGUAGCCUUACUGUUCUGGUUAUACAGACGCACCUUGGAGCCUUCAGUGACUUCUGUUGAAUGUUAUUGUAGGAAGUCUACUCUGUCUAAAGUUGGCAGUACUAUAAAAGGGCAAAGAAUGAGAGAGUUGUUUAAUUUUCGGCAAGUUCCUUCUUUACCAACAAAAGGGACGGCAUUUUUGGACAAAUUAAUUUCUACCGCAUUAAAAUCAGAUAGUCAUUCAAUUCUUGCUAAGAUGUAUAAGAGUGAAGUGAAUAUUUUGGAGAAAGCUUCGUUGUACCAUUUAUGUCUUUCUUAUAAAAAAACGACUGAUGCACCAGAUGCAGAAGACUUCAUAUCGUUUUGCCAAAAUAAUUUAAAUAGUGAAAUUUGCAAAAGUAUAAAUACUUUAACAAUAUUGCAGUCACAAUCUAAAGCCUGGUUUGAUGUUAGAUAUGCGAGAAUAACAGCUUCAAAACUGCAUGAAGUUGCUCACUGCAAAACUGUUGAUGGAGCUAUAACUGCUGCAGUUCUGGCAGCAUCAAAAUUUAGAGGAACAAAGGCCAUGAAAAGAGGCCUUAACCUUGAAGAAGAUGUCUUAAAAGUCAUAGGUGAGAAGAAAAAUAUUAAAUUAGAAAGAGUAGGAAUGACCAUAAAUCAUAUGUACCCAAUAUUUGGUGCCUCGGCAGAUGCAAUGUCUGAUAAAUAUUGCGUUGAAAUAAAAUGUCCAAUAAAGACAAAUACUGUAAAAAAUUACAUUACGCCAGAGGGUGAAAUAACUCCUAAACCAUAUGCACAACUGCAGCUGCAAAUGUUUCUUAAUAAAAAACAAUGGGGUUUAUUUUGUGUUGCAUCUCCAUCUUUUGAAACGGACAGAAAUGUGACUAUAAAGGAAAUUCCUUUGGAUGAAAAUUUUUGUCACAAUGUAAUGGAGCAGGCACAAGCUUUUUGGAAAAAAGCGAUUUUUCCAAUUUUAAUUAACUGACGUUUUCAAUAAUUAUACUUAUUUAUUUCAUAAUUAUUUCUUAUUCAUUUCAAUAAUAAAUAAAUCUAAAUCCCGUUAUACCCCAAUC
Molecule: messenger RNA, 1803 nt
Organism: Zophobas morio
Lineage: Eukaryota; Metazoa; Arthropoda; Insecta; Coleoptera; Tenebrionidae
Exons: 3
Coding region: 411-1715 (434 amino acids)
Source: RefSeq, a predicted model, not a curated record